Messenger RNA from Mangifera indica (mango), 2303 nucleotides. RefSeq names its product glucomannan 4-beta-mannosyltransferase 9-like. The record is from RefSeq and is a predicted model, not a curated record. The transcript has 9 exons. Lineage: Eukaryota; Viridiplantae; Streptophyta; Magnoliopsida; Sapindales; Anacardiaceae. Gene Ontology annotation, molecular function: mannan synthase activity. Bases 340 to 1941 code for a protein of 533 amino acids. Gene Ontology annotation, cellular component: Golgi apparatus.
UAUAUAAACAACAAAGACAAGAGAGAGACAAACUAGUUUGAUCGAAGUUUUUCUCUCUCUCUUUGUGUAAUCAUGUCUGCGUUAAUUUCUUGAGCUCAACUUCUCCUUUAUUGAUUAUUUUGCAUGUGGGUCUGUUUCUGAAACAGAGAUCAAGUAAGCCAUUAUCGUCCAGCUCUAACUUCACAUUGCCAAAACGUAACUCACAAGCGAAAAAACCAGCCAAAGUGAGAGCCAUUUCUUUUCAGAUCGCAAACCCUUUACCUCUUUAUAACCAAAACUCCAUUUUCUCAAACUCACUGAGCUAGCUCCAACAAAAUAGCAUAAACGUCUAUCACAAAUAUGGACAAGCUUUCGGCCACCGUUGUUCUUCCCGAGAGAUUCCAGGGUGGCGGGGAUGAUAUUACAGGCCAAGUUGGAAUGGUUUGGCAGCAAACGAAAGCGCCAUUGAUAGUCCCAGUUCUGAGAGUUUUAGUGUUUUUAUGUUUGGCUAUGUCGGUGAUGCUAUUCAUUGAGAGAGUUUACAUGGGCAUUGUUAUCCUUCUGUUGAAGCUGUUUGGAAGAAAACCUGAGAAAAAAUACAAAUGGGAGCCCAUGAAGGAGGAUGUUGAGCUCGGAAACUCAGCUUAUCCAAUGGUUCUUGUCCAAAUUCCAAUGUAUAAUGAAAAAGAGGUUUAUCAACUUUCCAUUGGCGCUGCUUGCGGCCUUUCUUGGCCUUCGGAUCGGAUAAUAAUUCAAGUUCUCGAUGACUCAACAGACCCAACCAUAAAGGCUUUGGUGGAGCUAGAAUGCCAAAGAUGGGCGAGCAAAGGCAUAAAUAUAAAGUAUGAGAUAAGAGACAACAGAAAUGGGUACAAGGCAGGGGCUCUGAAGGAAGGAAUGAAGCAUGGUUAUGUUAAGCAUUGUGAUUAUGUCGCUAUUUUCGAUGCUGAUUUUCAACCUGAACCUGAUUUUCUAUGGCGUACCAUUCCAUUUCUCGUUCAUAACUCAGACAUUGCUCUUGUUCAAGCUCGUUGGAACUUUGUUAAUGCGGAUGAAUGCUUGAUGACAAGAAUGCAAGAGAUGUCACUGGAUUACCAUUUCACUGUGGAACAAGAAGUUGGCUCUUCAACUUAUGCCUUCUUUGGAUUUAAUGGGACCGCCGGUGUUUGGAGAAUCUCAGCUCUCAAUGAAGCUGGAGGAUGGAAGGACCGUACAACCGUGGAGGAUAUGGACUUGGCUGUUCGUGCUAGUCUUAAAGGCUGGAAAUUUGUUUAUGUUGGUGACCUCAAGGUGAAAAAUGAACUUCCAAGCACUUUCAAAGCCUACAGAUAUCAGCAGCACAGAUGGUCUUGCGGCCCUGCCAAUCUCUUUAAGAAAAUGGCAGCAGAGAUAUUUAGAAAUAAGAAAGUCAAUCUCUGGAAGAAGCUAUAUGUGAUUUACAGUUUCUUCUUUGUCCGAAAGAUUGUAGCACAUGUUGUCACAUUCGUGUUUUACUGCAUUGUUAUGCCUGCAACUGUUUUGGUUCCUGAAGUGGAAGUUCCCAAAUGGGGAGCUGUCUAUAUUCCUUCUAUCAUCACUCUUCUUAAUGCUGUUGGCACCCCAAGAUCAAUUCACCUGUUGAUGUUCUGGAUCCUCUUCGAAAAUGUCAUGUCACUCCACCGGACUAAGGCAACAUUCAUAGGUUUGCUGGAGGCAGGCAGAGUAAAUGAAUGGGUCGUUACUGAGAAAUUGGGAGAUGCUCUCAAGUCAAAAUUAGGCCCCAAAGCUCACAAGAAAGCUCAUAUCAAGAUCCGCGAAAGGCUGCACUUGCUGGAGCUUGGAGUUGGAGCUUACCUCUUCUUUGUUGGCUGCUAUGACCUUGCAUUUGGAAAGAAUCACUACUUCAUUUUCCUCUUUCUCCAAUCCAUCGCCUUCUUCAUCGCAGGGAUCGGUUAUGUUGGCACAUUUGUUCCAAACUCUUAGCGAAAUUCCACGUCUAGAAUUGAUCAUUCCCAGUCCAGAAUACAUCAUUCAGUACAUCUCAGGUUCUCCAUUCACAUUGUUACAUUUUCAGAAUACUACACAAGGGUUGGUUUAUUCUUUCAAAUGUUGUUUUGAAUUUGAGCAAAUAUUGGUUACAAACAUUUCACUUUGUAUAGAUAUGGGGAAAAUGUUGGAAUCAAGGAAAGUUAAGGAAAAUAUUUUCAUUGGAAAUGCAAUAGACAAGUGAAGCAGCAAUGUAGUAGAAGCAACAGUGGGGUUUUGAAAAUUAGUAUAUUGUUUGUAAAGUUGUGACUUGAGAUUUUUUUCAUGACAAAAUAAAAUUGGUAAAUUUGAUCUCCUGA